UAGUAUUAAUACACUCCGAUCACCGAUGAAAUACUAACAAAGUGUAAUCUUAUAGGAUUUUCAAAUUCAACGCGCAUGUCAAACAAUUCAAAGCAGAGAUGCGCACGCUUCUGUUCAUUUGUGCGUCAGCUCUCAACGCGAUCGGGUGUAUAACCUAAUUGUGCUUUUCGUUUUGCUUUUCGGUAAAAUAGAGACAGGAAAAAAUGGUAGAGAAAACUGAAAGUAAAGGUUCUUACGCGUUGGAAGAUGUAGAGGAGGGCCACGAAGAAGUUAUAGAUGAAGAUAAAGUUCUGAUCGAAGAAAAACCGAGGGUGGACGUUGAGGUGCUCGACGCAGACCUGAAGCCUGCAGACGUUUAUCAAAUACGUCCACAGUUAUACGACAAGUUUAAACCUUUAAGUGCUAAAGAAGUUAUACAUAAUGUACUGUUUGAUCAGCUCUCUGCAAAAACAUACAAUGCAGAAGAAGCUAUUCAGUGGACUAAUAACAUAGCAGACACAAUUAGAGAGAAAGUUAAAGGUGAAGUGUCUAUUUCUCGAACAGAUCAAGUAAUUCAUGAUAGAUCUACUUCGUAUAGAAUUGAAAAUAAUUUACGAUAUAAUUUUAGAGUUAAAGUUCAAUCGUUACAAAUAUAUCGUAAAUGUCGUUUUGGGUCAGCAGCACGGUGCUGGUGUAAAAAUGGGCACAAGGUGCAUAUGGGAUGCAGAGGCAGAUACAUAUGCCUAUGAUAGCUUUUCAAAUGACACUAUAUUUUGUGUGGCCACUGUCUAUGCUGUGUAUUUUUAUUAAAACUCUAACGUUUAACAACGUUAAAACUCCACGCGUUUUCGUAU
Molecule: messenger RNA, 833 nt
Organism: Ceratina calcarata
Lineage: Eukaryota; Metazoa; Arthropoda; Insecta; Hymenoptera; Apidae
Product: tctex1 domain-containing protein 2
Exons: 3
Coding region: 204-728 (174 amino acids)
Biological process (GO): microtubule-based movement
Cellular component (GO): cytoplasmic dynein complex; cytoplasm
Molecular function (GO): dynein intermediate chain binding
Source: RefSeq, a predicted model, not a curated record